Striga hermonthica is the source of this 762-nucleotide messenger RNA. The record is from the annotation of a GenBank genome assembly. Lineage: Eukaryota; Viridiplantae; Streptophyta; Magnoliopsida; Lamiales; Orobanchaceae.
AUGUCUGGAUUCGUAGAGACUCUUGUUGCGUCGAAAGUCCAUCCUUUGACAAAGGCCGAAAAGGAGGAAGAAGAGGAAAUUAGGGGAGAGCAAAAGAAGGCAAGUAAGGAUGGGGCGGAAAUUAUAAUUCGCCAAAGCAAAGGGACCAAGAUGCAAGAAGACCACCAUGAUGAAGAUGAUGAUGAUAUCAAGUUGACCAAGACCAAAAACUCGUCAAAUUGGUGUCCCCUCAUUGGCCCCAAAGGUCAACCACAUAAAGAUGUUAAGGGUGGAAAAAGUACACCAAAAUGGAAGCAGCGGGUCCCUGAAAGAUUAAACACAUCAGAUCUUGGAGGAGGGAGAAACGAGGCUCGUGUUCAAAUAGAGAGGCUAUCGAUCGUCUGCCCGGGCAGGCCCGAAAUCGUAUUGUCACACCCUUUCAUCUCUAGUCCAAAGGCUUGCCUUUUCACGCUAAAGGAGGGAACUAAAUACCGACUGAAGUUCACCUUUGUCGUCUCCAACAAUGUCGUCUCGGGUCUCAAAUACGAGCACACUCUGUGGAAGGCCGGCAUACGAAUUAAUCGGUCUAUAGUUAAUCUCGGAACAUUUAGUCCUCAAGAAAAGCCUCAUGCAAUUGAGCUGGAGGAAGAAACUCUGCCUUCUGGUAUUUUGAUCAGGGGAUUGUACUCUGCAAGAGCUAAAGUAAUAGAUGAUGAAGGAACAUGCUACAUGGAUAUUCAUUACCACUUUGAUAUUCAAAAAAGUUGGCCCUUCAACACCUAG